Messenger RNA from Centropristis striata (black sea bass), 668 nucleotides. RefSeq names its product interferon alpha-inducible protein 27-like protein 2A. Lineage: Eukaryota; Metazoa; Chordata; Actinopteri; Perciformes; Serranidae. Gene Ontology annotation, biological process: apoptotic signaling pathway. The coding region runs from base 220 to 510 and encodes 96 amino acids. The transcript is spliced from 5 exons. Gene Ontology annotation, cellular component: mitochondrion; membrane. The record is from RefSeq and is a predicted model, not a curated record.
UAAUCUAUUGUUUUACUGGUUUAUUUAUUUCGUAGGGUGUUUAGCCUUUCUCGUUUUCUCUCAUCACACUAUAGAAGCUGGUGCUUUUAUUUUUGAAAGUGUUCCGCCGGCAGAGAAGCAGGCGCAGUUUAAACAGCAGCUCUUCUCGAAGGAGCUCAUCACCAUAGACUGAACAAAUAAGGUCAUCACAUUUCGACCAACAAACAAACAAAACAAGACAUGGGUCCUAUUGGGACAGUUGCUGCCAUUGUCGGAGGUGCAGUAGGGGCCAUGGCCCUGGCUCCUGUUGCUCUGGGGGCCAUAGGCUUCACCUCAGGUGGCAUAGCAGGAGGCUCCUAUGCUGCCGGCAUGAUGUCGUCUGCUGCAGUUGCAAACGGAGGAGGAGUGGCGGCUGGAAGCACCGUGGCUGUUUUGCAGGCAGCAGGUGCUGCUGGUCUGUCUGCAGCAGCCAAAGCAGCUUUGGCCGGCACUGGAGCAGCAGUGGGGUGGCUGUCGAGCUUCAUCCGCUGAAAAUCAUGAAAGAACAAAAUGCAUUUACGGUCUUGUACUUUUUCCAGAUUAAGGAGGUUAUUUCCAGUUAAUACCCCUUAAAUUUACUGAACAGCAGCACUUUUGUGAUUACAGACUACUGAAAUGCUUUUGUGCAAUAAAUGCCUGUGUGGAACAUA